CAAACAUCAACCCUCUAAAAAUAUGCCACAAGAAGAACCAGAUUGAAGUCAGAUGCCCUGUAACACGUGCAGCGUCCGUGCCGGCUUCCCCCCUCACCUAUCGAUCAAAGUCAAAGCUUUUUCUAGGGUUUGAAAAUUUUCAACCCUUUGAUUUUUUAACUACUUUUUCUUCUUGGCUUUUGUAAAUGGAAAAUAAGUUACGCUGAUUGUCAUCAAGGUAAAAGAAAGUUUAAUAGCUGAUGAAGAUUACAGAUUAUCUAUUGGGUUAUUCGCCUCCUAUUUGGGCGACUUUGAUAGCUGGAGUGUUUUUAGUCAUAGCACUUACGCUUUCAGUGUAUCUUAUCUUCCAGCACCUCUCUUCAUACAAGCAUCCUGAGGAGCAGAAGUUCUUGAUCGGGGUAAUUCUUAUGGUUCCUUGCUAUUCUGUAGAAUCAUUUGUAUCAUUGGUGGAUCCAUCGAUUAGUGUCUAUUGUUCGAUUCUACGUGAUUGCUAUGAAUCAUUUGCCAUGUAUUGCUUUGGAAGAUACCUUGUUGCUUGCUUGGGUGGGGAAGAGCGGACUAUUGAAUUCAUGGAGAGACUAGGAUAUGCAAGUUCUAAAACUCCACUAUUGGGACUCGAUUGUGAAAAGGGAACUGUUAAGCACCCCUUUCCUAUGAAUUAUAUCCUAAGACCAUGGAAACUUGGCCAAUGGUUUUACCAAGUUGUCAAGUUUGGCAUUGUCCAAUAUAUGAUAAUCAAGUUAUUGACUGCUCUUUUAUCACUAAUUCUUGAAGCUUUUGGUGUAUAUUGUGAAGGAGAAUUCAAAUGGGGAUGUGGGUAUCCUUAUAUGGCAGUGGUUCUCAAUUUCAGUCAAUCAUGGGCUUUAUACUGUCUAGUUCAAUUUUAUACUGUCACAAAUGAUGAACUGGCACACAUAAAACCAUUGGCCAAGUUUUUGACUUUUAAAUCAAUUGUGUUUUUGACUUGGUGGCAAGGUGUAGCUAUUGCCCUUUUUUAUUCUCUUGGUCUGUUCAGAAGCAAAAUUGCUGAAGGCUUGGAGUUGAAGUCAAGUGUGCAAGACUUCAUCAUUUGUAUAGAGAUGGGCAUUGCUUCUGUAGUUCACCUAUAUGUUUUCCCUUCCAAACCUUAUGAGCUUAUGGGAGAUCGCAUACCUGGAAGUGUAUCAGUCCUUGGAGACUAUGCAUCUGUUGAUUGCCCUCUUGAUCCUGAUGAGGUUAGGGACAGCGAGCGACCCAUAAAGCUACGCCUACCUCAGCCUGACAUAGAGGCUCGAAGUGGAAUGACCAUCAAAGAAAGUGUGAAGGAUGUAUUUAUUGGUGGCGGUGGAUAUAUUGUUAAUGAUGUAAAAUUUACUGUAAACCAAGCAGUUGAGCCUGUUGAGAAGGGGAUUACUAAGUUCAAUGAGAAACUGCAUAAGAUCUCACAAAACAUCAAGAGGCAUGAUAAAGACAGGAGAAAGACAAAGGAUGAUAGUUGCAUUACAACAACAGCUAGAAGGGUAAUUCGCGGCAUAGAUGAUCCCCUCUUACAUGGGAGCAUUAGUGAUAGUGGUAUUGGAAGGGGAAAGAAACAUCGUAGAAGAUCGGGAUAUACUAGUGCGGAAAGCGGAGGAGAAAGCAGCAGUGAUCAGAGCUAUGGUGGAUAUCAGAUCAGGGGUAGUAGAUGGGUUACAAAGGACUAAACCUUAAAUGAAAAAUUGUGGUUACAUGAACACAAGACAUGCUGGCUGGUGUGAUUGCUUUGGCAGAUAUGCUGCUGAACAUUAUCUCUGCAUGAGGCGGCUGAAGAUUUGUUUCAAGUUUCUUGCUGUCAAUAUUCUCAUCAAUGGGGUAGUUGUUUAUUCAGGGCAUGGCCAUUGCAUAAAAUGAAUCAAGUAUUGCUUUUUUUGUUUGGGAGAGAUGUCCACGUGGCAAGUUUUUUUCCGGCCUAAGGUAUUCCGGCAGAAUCAAAGCUUGACUAAUGUCUAUAAAUAGCAUUUUGUAUCCUUGCUGUGAAAUGCACGACAUUUGAAAGCAUUUUUGCUUUAUCUUUAAUGUAAUUUGGAACAUAUAUGUGGCUUUGUGCUAUGAAAUGACGUAAUGUUUAUUCAUAUGUUGAUGACGUAAUAAAUAAGGCAUGGUGCGUUUUCA
Messenger RNA from Gossypium raimondii (Peruvian cotton), 2130 nucleotides. Its product is annotated as protein LAZ1. Bases 240 to 1682 code for a protein of 480 amino acids. The record is from RefSeq and is a predicted model, not a curated record. Gene Ontology annotation, molecular function: transporter activity. Lineage: Eukaryota; Viridiplantae; Streptophyta; Magnoliopsida; Malvales; Malvaceae. The transcript is spliced from 8 exons. Gene Ontology annotation, biological process: transport.